GCCGUUUUUACUGUUGAUAGACAUGGAAGGUAGUAGAGUCAUCAUCGACACAGUCGACAAUUUGCCACCAGCAUGAGAGUACGUUGGGCCGUGCUGGUCGUGUCGGCGGUGUCGGGGAGCCAACUCGACUCGUUCACGUUCGAACACAGCGAUGUGUUCAACACCCCCGAGGAGUUCCUCACCCAAGUGAUGACGGACCGCGCCACGAUCCUCUGGCCGUCUAAUUCCACGUCGCCGCCGUACCAGUGCGAGACGACGCUGUUGUGGGACUAUAAUCCCCCCGAAGGGUGCAUGGUGUGCUUGGAGCCUCCGACGCCUGUGGGUGUCUGCACGCCGUCGGGGCUUCAGAUGGCGUACCGCGAAGUCAUCAAGGUCAACACCAACAAGGUGCCGUGCACGGGGGACCCCGCGCGAGACACGAUUCCAGAGAUCGUGCCAUGCAAGCCGAUCGCGCGGCCGGGAUGCGUCUGGGCGACGUACGAAAUCACCAAUUGGGACCAAGGCGCGCUAGAACCGUACGGCCUCGUGGGGGCGACGAGUACGCAGGUCCUGGAGGACAACCCGACGCUGCCGUGCACGUUGGAGCCGACGCGGAACGUCAUCGUGGAGCGCCGAGUGGACUGCGUCUUCGACGUGUUCAGUGACUGGGGACCGUGCAACACGCAAACAAAUCGGCAAGACCGCGACGUUCGCAUCAAAAAGUGCCCCAGAGGGGGCGGCACCGCGUGCUUACACACCCGGGCCUGCACCACACCGACUAACGAGGCGUGUGUAGUGGGGCCAUGGGGACCGUGGUCGAGUUGCUCGUUGGGCAGUGAGACACGCACUCGAAGCGUGAUGACGCCUCGCAAAGGAACGGGGAAAGCCUGUCCGUCCAACCUGGUCGACAGCCGUCCGUGUGAUGCCAAGGACUGCAUCGUGUCGGCUUGGUCGCCGUUCGUUUGUGAUCCGGACACGUUCAUUCAAACGCGGACCCGAACGAUUUUGGUCCCUAGCACACUCGGCGGGGCGGCGUGUCCCCCACUCGUGGACUCGUCCUUCUGCCUCAAAGAAGACUGCCUCAUGAGUGCUUGGGCGUGCGAUCCCGCCAUUCAAACGUACAAUGACUCGUCAGCAAUCCCAACCGACCUGACGCUGCGCAAGCGGACUGUCCUCCGCCCGGCGCUCAACGGCGGGGCCCCCUGCGGUCCCCUUGUCGACGACGUCCCGUGCAACGCCGUGGACUGCAGGCUGAGCGACUUUGGCGACUGGGGCACUUGCGACGCGUCGACCGGCCUGCGAACUCGUCGGCGGUACGUCCUCACCCAGCCCAGCAACGGUGCCAAGCCCUGUGAUAACUUAACCGAGACCAAAAACUGCGACCCUGUGCCGUGCACGCUGACGGAUUGGAGCGCGUGGGGAACGUGCGACAUCGACCGGAAGGUCCGUACGCGGACGCGCCACGUGAUCCAGCCUAGUUUGUACGGCGGGGACAGCUGCGGGUCCACGGUGGAGACCACUCCGUGUGAGCCCAAGAACUGUGUCGUGACUCCGUGGACCGAGUGGAGUACAUGCGACUUAACAUAUCACUUGCGCACGCGAACUCGAGAGAUCACAGCGCAACCACAAGACGACGGGGAGCCGUGCCCAGACAACCUCGUCGAGACGGUGGCGUGCCCCCCUAAAGACUGCGUCGUGAGCGAGUGGAGUGAGUUCGGAGCAUGCGACGAUUCUCGUGGCACGCGGUUGCGGACACGCCAGAUCCAGAGCGCCGAGGAAAACGGCGGUGCCCAAUGUCCGGAACUGAAUGAGACGGCCGCGUGUUUGCCAGUGGACUGCACGGUCACGUCGUUUGGGGAGUUUUCCAUUUGCAUGAAUGGGGUUCGAACGCGGGUGCGGGAAGUCACUGGCCAGCCUCGCUACAACGGAAAACUCUGUCCAGACUUGACCGAAUCUGUGGCCUGUACCCCCCAAGAUUGCCAAUGGGGAACUUGGAGCUCGUGGGGCGAAUGCGAUACAGCUAAGCACUUGCAAACGCGCACGCGAACGAUCCAGAGCGGAACUCUCGACAACGGCAAGCCCUGUGUGGGGUCUUUCACCGACACCAAGCCGUGCGUUCCAGUGGACUGCGUGGUGAGCGGUUGGUCGGCCUUUUCGGCGUGCAAGGACAACCGACGUACCCGAACCCGGACGGUUCUCACGCCCCCCUCGAACGGCGGAGCCCCCUGUGACGCCCCCCUCACGGACGAAGACAUUUGCCGCCCACCACCGUGCUCUGUGGGGGCAUGGAGCGCGUAUUCACCUUGCACCAAUGGCCAGAAGUCUCGCUCCCGGCUAGUGUUGGAGAACUCCGGGGCUGCUGCAUGCCCGCCGUUGACCGACACGGUGUCGUGUACGCCUUGCAUACCCUCGUUUUUCGACGAUUGCACCCGACCUUGUGUCAUGGGGGAGUGGGGGGACUGGGAUGUGUGCCAAGCCGACGGAUUCCAAAUGCGCACUCGCAGCCGUGUCGGGCAGGCGGAGGACUGCCCCGAAGAUGUCGAGUUCCGUGCGUGUGCCCCUGUGGACUGCCAGCAAACGGGCUGGUCCGACUGGUUCUGCGACGGCACCUCGGCGCUGCGGACUCGAACGAUCACCCAGCAGCCUCUGUAUGGUGGCCACGAGUGUGAACCAGGCCACGUGGAAACAAAGCCCUGCACCGUCCUCCCCGUCUGCGAGUUAUCGCAGUGGAGUGACUGGUCCACCUGCGACUACACCACGCACGUUCAAACGUCCACCCGGUACGUCGUGACGUACGGUACCACCUGUGACGACGACGUCGUCCGGACGCAGCCGUGCCCCACCACAGACUGCGAAGUGGACGACUGGAGUGUGUUUGGGCCGUGCAAUGCCGUCACCGGAUUCCGGACGCGUACUCGGCAGGUCACAGUCCCCACGGUGGGAGACGGAGCGCCGUGUCCGGGCCUGACGGACCAGUUGCCGUGCGGAGGCGUGGACUGUCAAGUGUCCAAAUGGACGGACUUUGGGCCGUGCUUGAACCAGCAAAAGAAGCGCACCCGAACUCUGCUGCAGCCGCCGCUCUUCGGGGGUACGUCGUGCCUCCCGCUCGAAGAGACGGCGCCCUGCACGCCUGUCGACUGCGUGCUUACCGACUGGUCUAAUUGGACCGCGUGCUCCAACAACCUCCAAACACGCACCAGGCAGAUCGUGCAGGCCGCCCUCCAAAGCGGCGUCCCCUGUGGCAAGCUCGUCGACUCCCAGGCGUGUACGUCCACCGACUGCCAGCUGUCAGAAUGGUCGGCGUGGAGCCUCUGCGACGAAAAGACUGGCCUGCGGGUCGCCACCCGGUCGGUCCUCCGAGCCGCAGACGUCGGAGGAACGAUGUGCGACGACGCGAACCUGAUCAAAACCGACGCGUGCCUGCCCGUGAACUGUGUGUUGGGGGCGUAUUCGAGCUACUCGGACUGCGACCCCGUCACAUUUACUAGCGUUCGAACUCGGAAGGUGAUCACUGUCAACAAGUUCGGCGGGUUGCCGUGCGACGUGUUGCUGGAUCUGAAAAAGUGCGAACCAGUUGAUUGCAUACUGUCGGACUGGAGCGUCUCCCAGUGCAACUGCGCCACCAACACCAAAACCAAGGUCCGCCAGAUCUUACGCCCUGCCCGGUACGGGGGCCAAGCUUGUGGCGACUUGGAAGCGGAAGAAAGCUGUCCUCCUGUGCAGUGCGAAGUCACCUCUUUUGGAGAAUGGACUGGUUGUGACAAGGCAGCACUCAACCCGCAGGACGAGAAAUAUACGCGAACGAGGGUGAUUACUAGGGCACCCCAGAACUGCGGCGAGCCUUGUCCUGACUUGAUGGAGUCCAAACCGUGUGUGCCGGAGCCGUGCAUCGUCAGUCCUUGGUCCGAACUCUCUGACUGCGACUUGACGACACAUUUGAAAACUCAAACUCGCACCGUCGUGUCUGGUCCGUACUGGAAUGGCACCGCGUGUGGGUCGUUGGCUCGGACAGAGGCAUGCCCGGCGCGCAACUGCGUCCUCUCGACGUGGUCCGAAUGGUCGGACUGCGACUUGUCCGCCCAGCGAAAGACCCGGACGCGCAGUGUGGUGCUUCCAGCGGAGUACGGCGGCGCCCCCUGCGAGACCGACCUCGUUCAGUACCAAGACUGCAAGCCCGUAGACUGCCAACUCUCGGACUUUUCCGACUGGGUAUGCGACCCCACAACCCUCCAAAAGACCCGCAGCAGGUCGAUUCAAGUGGCACCCGCGUAUGGAGGCAACGCGUGUGGGGUGCUGACGGAGACGGCUGUGUGCGACGCUGUCAACUGCGUGCUCAGCGAGUGGAGCCCCCUGUCGGACUGCGACUGCUCCAAAAGCAUCCGAACCAAGACCCGCACGAUUGUCACGAGUCCGCUGUACAACGGCAGCCCGUGCCAACCCCUCACAGCCACGGUGCCCUGUCCGGCGGUGAACUGCGUCGUAUCCGAUUUUUCGUCGUGGUCGGGCUGCGACGCGCUCAAUUUCAACCCCAGCGCCGUGCAGAAACGGACUCGAUUGGUCACAACGCAGCCUGAGAAUUGUGGCAGGGAGUGUCCUUCGUUGGUCGAGACAAAGGCGUGCAAUCCACUGGACUGCCAAACGAGUGGCUGGUCGGCGUGGUCGGCCUGCGAUCUGACUACGCACCUGAAGACCCAAACCCGAAGCGUCACCCGCCAGCCCAUGUGGGGGGGCAAAGCCUGUGGUCCCCUCAGCCAGACCACCCCCUGCCCGGCGCAAGACUGCGUCAUGGCUCCGUGGAGCGCCUGGUCCUCGUGCAACCAAGCGACCGCCAAGCAGACCCGCGUCCGGACCAUCCAGACGCCUCCUAUCAACGGGGGGGUGCCGUGCGGACCCACGGAGGAAACCAAGGACUGCAAACCCGUCAACUGCAAGCUCAGCGACUUUGGGCCGUGGACAUGUGAUCCUACGACCAAAACGAAGUCGCGUUCCCGAUCCAUCGUCACCCCACCAGCCAACUUUGGGAUCCCCUGCGACAGUCUAGUGGAGUCGGCGCCCUGUGACAAGGUCAACUGCGAGGUCUCUGAGUGGACGCCUCUGUCGCCGUGCGACUGCUCCACCCAAGUGCGAACGCAGACGCGAAAGGUUCUUGUCGAGGCCAAGUAUGGAGGAAUCGAGUGUGGACCGACUGUGGCCACGGUUGCUUGCCCGACCGUGCACUGCGUCGUCAACGAGUGGUCGGCCUGGGUCGGCUGCAACGCCACGUCCCCCGUCCAGACUCGCGCUCGAACCGUUCGAAUCCCAGCGCAAAACUGCGGCUCCCAAUGCCCCGACCUGAGCCAAACCAAGCCGUGUACUCCGGUGCAUUGCCAGCUAAGCAGCUGGUCGGCGCCGUCAGUAUGCGAUCUUCUGACGCGAGUCAAAACCCAAACUCGAACUGUGCUGACCCCUCCCCAAUGGGGGGGAACUCCGUGUGAAGAAACGACUCGAACGAUCCCUUGUCCGGCCCAAGACUGCGUCAUGGAAGCGUGGUACACUUGGUCCGAGUGCGACCUUGCUGCUGGCGUAAAGACGAGGACUCGCAACGUGCUCACACCUCCAGCCAACGGGGGCAAAGCCUGUGGAGACUUGGUCGAAACCCAAGAGUGUAAGCCUGUGCACUGCCAAGUGUCGGAAUGGGGUGCUUAUUCGGCGUGUAAUCCGCUCACGGGUCUGCGCACUCGUUCCCGGACGAUCAACGUGGCGCCACUCAACGGCGGUCGGUCGUGCCCCGGCCUCACCGAGAACCAGGGGUGCGAGCCCGUGGAUUGCCAGUUGAGCGAAUGGACGACCGGCGACUGCGACGUGACGACCCAACUCAAGCCAAAGUCGCGCACCAUCGUCGUAUCUCCGCUGUACAAUGGCAAGCCAUGUGACACCUUGAUCGCGUACGACUCUUGUCCCCCGGUGCACUGCCAGCAGUCUUCCUACACAGAGUGGUCCAAGUGCGACUACACCAGUCGACUGCAAUCGCGCACCAGGACCAUCACCGUCUCCCCGCAGAACGGCGGGGCCCCCUGCGGCCCCGGCAUUGAUACCCGCCGGUGCGACCCUGUGGACUGCGUCAUCACAUCGUACGCUUUCGGCGCGUGCGAUCCGGCGACGGGCAACAAGAAGGGGCUCGCCCAAGUGGUGACGGAGCCCCAGUUUGGAGGCACCCCCUGUCCGUCCCUGGUGAAGUCGGUGCCGUGUGAACCUGUGGAUUGUGUCUUGGGUCCGUGGUCCGUCUAUUCAGAGUGCAGCUUGAGCACCCAACUGCAGACGCGCACCCGCGCCGUCCUGACGCCUGCCCAAUAUGGAGGCAAGCCGUGCGAGGCUACCGUCGACACCCUCGAGUGCAAGCGUCAGAACUGCAAACUCAGUGCGUUUGGGGCGUGGAGUGCGUGCGACCCUGUGACCAACAUGAAGUCCCGCGUCCGGUCCGUUGAGGUCCCUGCCGCGAACGGCGGAGAGGCGUGUGCGAGUUUGGUGGAAUCGGCACUCUGCCCCCGCGUGGACUGCCAACUGGGGCUUUGGGGCGACUGGACGCAGUGCAACGCCAAGACGGGCACCCAGCAACGCUCCAGACAGACCCUCGUGCUGCCGGAAAAUGGAGGCAGCGCCUGCGACGAAACCACUCAGACCAAAGCGUGCGCCCCGGUCAACUGCCAAGUGUCUGCGUACUCUAGCUGGUCCGAGUGCAACAUCUCAACGAACGUCCGCUCUCGUACGCGGACGGUGCUGACUCCGCCGCUGUACAACGGCACCCCCUGCCCAGUUCUGCAAGAAACCACUCCCUGUCCCCCCGUCGACUGCCUCGUCAGUCCGUUCGGGUCGUUCACCGCUUGCUGCUUGGAGACCCGCAAGAAGACUCGCAGCCGGGUGGUCACUCAACCCCCUCUCAACGGAGGCAAGCUCUGUCCUGACCUGGUCGAAACCGUCGCGUGCUCCCCGGUCAACUGCGUCGUCACCGACUGGAGUGCGUGGUCCACGUGCAAUCCGACCGACGGCACCAAGGCCGUGAGCACCCGGACGCGGUCGGUUCAAACGCCACCCGAAAACGGCGGCACCCCUUGCCCGGGUCUGUCAGAAUCCCAGCCUUGCAACCCCAUCGAUUGCCAAGUCAGCUUCUGGUCGGCGUUCUCGACAUGCGAUGCCAAUACCCAGCUGGUAACCCGAACCCGGACAGUCACCCGGCAGUCGUCUGAUGGAGGAGUUGCCUGUCCGGCCCUGUCUGAAACCGCCCCUUGUGCCCCCGUCAACUGCAUCAUCAGCGACUGGAGCUCCUGGUCCUCGUGCGACCCCAACUCGUACUCGCGCACCCGCACGGCCACCGUGAUCACACCACCUCUGUACGGUGGCCGAGCGUGUCCCCCUCUCAUCCAAACCGAGCGGUGCCCUGCCGUCAACUGUGCCGUCAGCAACUGGGGCGACUGGAGCACCUGCGACGGCGCCGGCAAACGCAUCCGCACCCGCACUGUGGUCACGACCCCCGCCAACGGAGGGCUCCUCUGUCCGGGCCUCACGGAGACCAAGAGUUGCGACCCCGUGCACUGCCUUUUGGACUACUGGAGCAUCUGGUCGGAAUGCAACGCCGUCACUAGUCAGCGAACGCGCACUCGCAAAAUUCUCGUGGCGCCUCUCUACGGCGGCCACGCCUGCGACUCGCAGGUCGAAUCGACCCCUUGCUCCCCCGUGGACUGCCAACUGGGUCCGUUUACAGAGUGGGGUCAGUGCAACGACAGCAUCCGACAGCGGUCGCGCACCCGUCGGAUUCUCGUGGCGCCUCAGUACGGCGGAGCGGCGUGCGGGCCAACGACUGAAUCACAGCCGUGCCCAUCUUCCAACUGCGAGUUGAGUCCUUGGACGUCCUGGGGACUGUGCAAUGAAUACGGUGAUCAGACCCGCACUCGGUCCGUCCUCGUCGCCCCCCGGUAUGGAGGGGUGGCUUGCGGACCUCUCAAAGAGACGCAGAAGUGCCCGGCGGUCAACUGCCUGCUAGGGGUGUGGGGGGCGUGGAGUUCGUGCAACGGAUCCACCACCGCGACCAGCGUGCGGACUCGCAGCGUGCUCGUGCCUGCCACGUACGGGGGGAUCGCUUGCGGCGCGACGACUGAAACCCAGCCGUGCCCUGGCAUCGACUGCAAGCUGAGCGCGUGGAGUGCGUGGGGGGCGUGCGUCAAGGGCAACCAAACCCGCGUGCGCACGGUGGAAGUGGCGCCCACGGGGAACGGCGCCAAGUGCGGCUCUAAGACGGAAACCAAGAGCUGUGACCCCGUGGAUUGCGUGAUGAAUCCCCCGUCGCCCUGGGCCGCCUGCAACCCGCGCACCGGCACCAAGACCCGCAAGAUUACCGUCAAGACGUUCCCGUUAUACGGGGGCAAGGCGUGCCCGGCCACGACCGAGAGCGCCCCGUGCGACCCUGUGAACUGCGUCGUCAGCGACUGGACGGCAUGGAGCGUGUGUGCGUUCGGCAAGCAGUACCGCACGAGGUGCGCCACCCGACAGCCGGCGUACGGCGGCACCGCGUGCCCCAAGUUGCAAGAAGUGCAGGGUUGCUGCGUCUUGGCCGGCACGGUUGAAUUGUGGUCCCCGUUCUUCAAGAUCAACUAACCAAAAUAUACAUAUAUAUUCAUUCAUUCAUAUGUAAAUAAUCUGCUUUCGUCC
Molecule: messenger RNA, 8661 nt
Organism: Aphanomyces astaci
Lineage: Eukaryota; Oomycota; Saprolegniomycetes; Saprolegniales; Verrucalvaceae
Exons: 6
Coding region: 73-8607 (2844 amino acids)
Source: RefSeq, a predicted model, not a curated record